AUGCCCAGCCCUAUCGAGGAUCUAGAACUAGCCUGCCCAAGUGGCGGAAAGUUUUACAUUUGUGACAAAGCCAAGUUCCAGUUCCUGGGCUGCUGUACCAGCGAUCCAUGCACUGAUGGAUCGGGCAACUGUCCUCAGGGCAACCUACGCACCUCGACGUUCCGCAAAGACAAAAACACUUACGACCGGAUACAGCCGCAGCUGUGUGCAGCUCCGUACAGCGGAGCUACAUACUGGUUCACCUGCCUGAACGAAGGCCUAAGCGUCCAGCCGUUUCUCGGAUGCUGCAAGACGCCGCCAUGCUCAUCCGGCGGAUGCCCUCAGGACUCCUUGGUCGCCGCGAGGUUACAUGACGAUAGCUAUAAGAAGGCGAUGUUCCUGUCGCCGACUGCCACUUCCGGCUCCGCGAAACCAUCGAGUACCACAUCAUCGACAACGUCUGCAGGGUCGACGACGACGGCGGCGGCCUCGGCACCUGCAGUGACUCCCGGUCAGGAAAGUACAGCAGACCAUGGUCAACUACCGACAGGGGCGAUCAUCGGAAUCAGUGUCGGCGUGGCAGCAGUCGUCCUCGUGGCCGUGGGCUUCCUGCUCUACAAGUGCGGUUGGCGGCAGAGCGGAAGAAGGGAGGAGGAGAGACAUGUGAUGCCGAUGCCUUCGGCGGCAGGGUCCGAGCCUUAUCAGCCAUACCAGGGCAAGAUCGAGAGCCCCUACAAAGGUGACCUUGACCGGCUUUCGGCUUCUCUCGCGGGAUACCUGCUAACAUAUCUGCCAGACUCUUUUGCUAGCAGUCCCACUGCCGUGAACUUCAGCCAAUCCCCUUACUCCGACCAGCGGGAGUUGACACCGCACCGGCCCCCGUCCAGCAUGGCCGGCUCUCCAGGUAUGUCCUGGGUGGGCACGGACAGCGGCCGGGUGUCGUGUGCUUCCAGCGCAGCAACACACGGCUGGGCCGGGGGCGGUGGCCCACAAAGCUGGCAUCUUUCGGGCGUGCCCGAGACGGCAGCGGCCCGGUAUUCAUAUGACCCGGCCGAGCUCCCAGCCACCCGGCCUACCGAGCCGGCGGUGGAGCUGCCGACCUCGGAGACGGGUAUGUCGUAUCAUAGCAGGGGACCGAACCGUUGA
Molecule: messenger RNA, 1125 nt
Organism: Thyridium curvatum
Lineage: Eukaryota; Fungi; Ascomycota; Sordariomycetes; Thyridiales; Thyridiaceae
Exons: 1
Coding region: 1-1125 (374 amino acids)
Source: RefSeq, a predicted model, not a curated record